AUGGUCAGCAUGGACAUCAUUGCAGCGUGCGCGGCGAAGGGGGAAAUCCUACCGGUUUGCUCCACGGAGGGAGGGGUUCACAUCGAUUUGGCGUUGUUCCUCGGGUCCAACGUGCUUCCAGUCGAAGCAGCGGGACACAAAAAGCCACCAAGGAGGAAGCAAGACGGCAAGCCAGAGUCCAACGCGUUCGGUAACGGCGGUGGAAGUAGCGAGUGUUUUGGUUCUGUAACGGUCGGUGAAGAGCCGCAGUCCUCCACCACAUUCGUGGUAAAAAUGGGGUUUCGACUGAUUCUUUUCGCGAGAUCUCUCGACUUUGCAAACCCCCAGCCCUUAAAAUCCUCUGACGACGUGACAUCGAUGGUGUUCUUGGAAGACUCGCCGGAGGCCCUCUCUGGUGUUCAACUGAUUCGAUUCGGAGGCGUAGACUCUGUGGGCUUGGCGGCUGGAGACGAUGGCGGCGGCUGUUCGUUGGACACUAAGGGUUGUGAAUCUUCCUCGGACGGGACAAGUCAGGGACUUGCUGCAGGAGAGGGCAUAUCGGGGUUAUCCGCCCCUUCCGAUGACAACGAGUCGAGCAACAGCGGAUCCAAGGAGAGUGAGGACGCCACAAUUCCCCCAUUCGUGACAGGCGGCAUGGGACUGAGAUGCCAGCCGGGGCUCGAGAUGUCGAAGACGAUGGGUGGUAGGCUUCAGGACGAGAUGGUGCGAGCGCUUCCACCCGCUCUCGAGGCGAGGGGAUCAGAUGAACGUCAGCUCAGCGCUACUCAUGAGGCCGUGAUUACACUUCUCGCGGCCAGACCGCCGUGCUUCACUCCAGACGUGCCACGCCGAACCCCUGACCCCACUGUUCCAUCGGGUGGAGAACCGCCGAGUGGAGUGAGCGACGACGUCGAACGCGACCAGAACAGGGUCCUCAACAACCUGAUCGAGACGCUAUUCGCAUACAAGAGCACACUCGAAAAGGGACCCGACACGGUGUCACGGUGCGAGCGAGCCUCACAAGCGCAGCAUGCGGAGGCCGCCCGCAAGGACGAACAGGUAGCAUACCGCCUGACUUCAUCCGCCCUUCAGUUUCUUGCCCGAAGUGGAGAUGUUCUUCACGCCUGCGGAUCAGACCCUGUCUUCUACAGCCCGGUCUUCCCCGGAGUUAGAGCUCUGGUACACAGCGCCAUCCGCAGAGCCGCCGGCACGAUGAGGCCGCCAAAUCAGGACCGCGAGGGAGACUUGGAGCGCGUCGUUGUGGGCAGUCUGACGCGAAGUAUGAUUACAAGAGUCCCAAGCGACUGCACGUGGAUCGUUCCGCUGGCAGCCUUGGCCGUCAACAACCCUGACGACUUCCCAGCAAAAGGAUGGUGGGAUGCUUUCGGUACGCUCGUUGCUGAUCGACACCGGGGGAGCGAAGAAUCGAGUGGACAUUUCAGCCGAAUAUCACUUGCGAAGCUUUUCAAAAUGGUUACGGCAGCAGAAAAGGCCGGAGCCGGUGACAAUCAUGCGGGCAUCGCACUUGAGUCAAACCGUAGCCCCGACGGAGACCCCUGCCAUCUGGAAGUCCAUGCACUGGGUGCUGGCCAGGUCGAGUCUGCCACCCAGGGAUUAUAUAGGGUUCAAGCCGUUGUCAAUUCGUGGCGUGAGCACCACGAUAGUGAGGUACCGAAAGUGACAAUGGUGAAUGACGAUCAUUUGCACGAGUGUAUUCGCGAAACCGGCGAUGACGAAGAAAGCGACGGCGAUGAAACCAUCCACCAUGGAAUUACCCUGUCACCUCAGCAGUGGGAUUUAGGGUUUGACACCUCUGACUGGGCUCGAGAUCGAGGUGCCGCGGCGGCUGCUUCAUACAAAAGGAAUCAAGGUACCCCUUUCGGGAUCGAGGAUGGUGUCGAUGGCCCCGAUGAGCGUGGUUCCGGAAACUUCGACUCUUUCUGCUUUUCCCUUUCAAGCCUGUGGACGGCGGCCGUGAGCGAUCGAUCCAAGAUGAAUGCCACCCAGGCGGCGCAAGCCAAGGCGUUCAGCGGCGAUGGCGUGCUGCGCCGUCUUGUGCUUCUAGAGGCCACCAUGAACAGCGUCUUUGCCCGCCUGCCGGGUUUUGUGUUGUGCGAGGCCAGUAAGUGGUCGGAAUGGAUCAGCGAGGUGUGUCGCUCCCUGAGCUCAGUGCGGGAAGGCUGCGGAAACAACGCGUCCAUAGGCUGGCUCCGCUUCUUGUUGUCACACCCCCCUCCAGUGUUUGAGUCGAAACACAGUGUGGGUGACGCGAAUUCGUCUAGUUCUUCGACUUCUACCGACAAUAACGGCGGCGACAGUGACAGUGGCAGCAACAGCAGCGCUAGUGGGGAGAUUGGGAUUGACGAAGCGAUAGACGAGGAAAAGGCAAAGAGGGGUCCAAUUUCGGAAACCGCAAAUGAUGACAUUUGUUCCGAAACCGAUGCCGCUUUUUCUGGCGAACUCAAGCACCGGGAAGCACCCGGGGCGGGUGCCCCUCACAGUAAAGUCCGUCGAGAUUCACGCGAGCGGAUGAAGAUCAAACUUGGCCUUGCAGAUGGGCUUGGCAUCGCUGUCGGAAGUGAGCAGAGCGAUGAUAUUCCGUCGGCGGAGACUGGUAAGGAAUUCACCGCCCGUGCCAGCAGUCUCUUCGGCAUCUCCACAUCGAGGUUAAGAGGGGUGGCCUCCGCCAAGAAGCUGCCCUCUUCCGCUGCUGCGAAUGGUGUAGAUGCGGACAGCGAUGGGAGCCUUCGUUUUAGUCAUACCGAGAACGUAGGCACGCCAGCAACGGCGGGGACGACGCCAGAUUUGUUGAACGUCAGCACCCACGAGGAUUUCGACACCGGCGAAGACGAAGAAUCAAAAUUUAUCACGUUUGUCGCGGAAACAUUCCGGCCUCAAAGAGACGACAGCGACUGGCACAAGGAAGAGAAGCCCGUCCCCGCUCCCCUGGAAACAUCGACGGACGCCAAGAAUACCGUUGCCCUCGUAGUGGCCGAACAGUCGACAGCAUCGGUAUCAACGACGACCGUCGUGGAAGAUGACAUGGCAUCGAUGGCGACACAUCCAGAAGACAAAACCGCCAAGAACCCAAUGAUACAACAGCAGAUGACCUCUGAGGCAGUCUCGUCACCGGUUGCCAGCUCCCCUCAGACGGUUGAUCAAGAUGGAUCCGCCACGCCCGCCGGGCUCGGGGCUUCGCCCGAGCGGUCUUCCAUCUGCAGUCCUCCACAGUCAACAUCCACCGUAGAGGACUCAGUGACAGUAGCCAAGGUAAUGGUCCCGGCAGGUGGCGAUAUUACAGAAGCUGUCAGCCGUCACUUCGUCAGCGUGCUUUCUAAUAUCGAAUGCGCCGCGAAAGAGGCAGGAACCACCGUAACUGUCCACGACGCGUCCAAACCAGCACAUGCGCUCCUAUCGCGGGGAGUUCUCGUGGGACAGGCGCGGGGGCAGCAAACAGGGCACUCUAGGGCGCGGGGGAGGGGCAAUCCCGCUGCGGUUGCCAUCAACGGUGGUCUUUCAACUGCAAACAUGGUGCGACGAAGCUCUUUGUCCCAUUAG
Messenger RNA from Ectocarpus siliculosus, 3537 nucleotides. The record is from the annotation of a GenBank genome assembly. NCBI's taxonomy places the organism in Eukaryota, Phaeophyceae, Ectocarpales, Ectocarpaceae.